Messenger RNA from Naumovozyma dairenensis CBS 421, 1065 nucleotides. It is a transcript of the gene ERG27, whose product is annotated as 3-keto-steroid reductase. Gene Ontology annotation, molecular function: 3-beta-hydroxysteroid 3-dehydrogenase (NADP+) activity. Gene Ontology annotation, biological process: ergosterol biosynthetic process. The record is from RefSeq and is a predicted model, not a curated record. Gene Ontology annotation, cellular component: endoplasmic reticulum membrane; lipid droplet; mitochondrial outer membrane. Bases 1 to 1065 code for a protein of 354 amino acids. The transcript has a single exon. NCBI's taxonomy places the organism in Eukaryota, Fungi, Ascomycota, Saccharomycetes, Saccharomycetales, Saccharomycetaceae.
AUGCACAAUGGGAAAGUAGUAGACGAUAGAAAAGUUAUCGUAAUAACUGGAACAAACAGUAAUUUGGGUUUAAAUAUUGCUUAUCGAUUCAUUGACACAUCAGACAAAGAGACAAGAUUGACAUUCGUGGUUACCUCUAGGACGUUACCUCGUGUCAAGGAAGCUAUCAAUUUAAUUAAGGCAUAUACUCAUAAAUCUAAAAGAACUGGUAUAGUGGAUUAUGAUUAUUUCUUAGUUGAUUUUACCAAUAUGGUUAGUGUCUUGAAUGCGUACUAUGAAUUAACUAAAACUUAUGAUGCUAUUCAUUAUUUCUUUGUCAAUGCAGCUCAAGGCGUAUAUGACGGUAUAGAUUGGGUCGGUGCAAUGAAGGAAGUAAUAGCUAACCCACUAGAGGCAGUAACUAAUCCUACGUACAAGAUGCAAAAGGUUGGAGUCAAAUCUAAGGAUAAUAUGGGCCUUGUUUUUCAAGCUAAUGUAUUUGGUCCAUAUUAUCUCCUUCACAAAUUAUUACCACUAUUAUCAGCUGGAAAUGGUACAAUUAUUUGGAUCUCGAGCAUUAUGUCAGGCCCUAAAUAUUUGUCAUUACAAGAUAUUGAGUUAUUAAGGACUGAUUCGUCGUAUGAAGGUUCCAAAAGAUUAGUUGAUCUACUUCAUUUAGCCACUUAUAAAGAACUAAAGUCAAUGGGGAUCCAUCAGUAUAUUGUUCAACCUGGAAUUUUUACAAGUCAUUCAUUUUUCAAAUACUUGAAUGUUUUUACAUUUUAUGGUAUGCUAUUAUUGUUUUAUAUUGCUAGAAUAUUUUUAGGAUCUAAGUGGCAUAAUAUUAGUGGUUAUAAAGCUGCAAACGCUCCUAUUUAUGUCGCUUUGGAGAUGGAUAAAUCCAAUUACGAAGGCGAAGAGCUGAAAUAUGGUUCUGCCACUACAAGAUCAGGGAAAGAGUAUAUUAAAGCUCAAGAAAUUAUUCCAAUUGGAUCAAGUGAUGUAUAUGAUUAUAUUAAAUUAAAGGAGAAAGAAUGGGAUGAAAAAUUAAAGGGUCAAAUUACAAAUACAAGAAUCCCUAUGUAA